Daldinia caldariorum is the source of this 1072-nucleotide messenger RNA. RefSeq lists its product as uncharacterized. Lineage: Eukaryota; Fungi; Ascomycota; Sordariomycetes; Xylariales; Hypoxylaceae. Bases 44 to 682 code for a protein of 212 amino acids. The record is from RefSeq and is a predicted model, not a curated record. The transcript has a single exon.
AAAAAACCACUUUAUCAACCUCAAAACAUCCAACACCAUCAUCAUGAAGGUUCAAGUCGCUUCCGCUGCUGGUCUCCUCUUGGCUGGCCAAGCUCUUGCCGCCCCCCGCCUCGUUCACGAAGUCCGUGACGUGAAGACCGCGGCCUCUAUCAUUGCCGAAGUCGCCCCCUCUACCCGAGACUGCGCUGCUGGCGGUGAGUGUGUCACUGCCGACGUCAUCGGACCCCUACUGGUCUCCCACAUGCAGCAGUACGGCAUCUACAACCCGGCUCAGAUGGCCGGCAUCAUCGCCCUGACGGCCUUCGAGUCCGUCGAGUACACGUUCAAGCACAACGUGUCCCCCGGCCGCCCCGGCCAGGGUACCUCGAACAUGCAGAUGUUCAACUUCAACCUCAAGUACGCGCAGUCCAUCCCCGAGCUCAAGGACAAGGUUGCCGGCAUCACAGAGGAUGCCCCUGAUGACAAGAAGAACGAGGUCCUCUCGCUCGUCAACGACAACAAGUACAACUUCGGCAGCGGCCCCUGGUACUUCAGCACCCAGUGCGGCGCUGACGUCAAGGAGGCCCUCAAGGCAGGCGAUGAUGCUGGUUUUGCCGCCUACAUGCGCUGCGUCGGUGUCACUAUCGACUCUGGCCGCCAGGGCUACUGGGACGCCGCCAGGAAGGCUUUCGGCCUCAUGUAAAAACCGUUUUUUAUAUAUUUUUUUUGGAUACUAUGCAUGUAAGGGACGAUGUACGAGGCACGGAAGUUGUCAGAUCAUACAGGCGUUUUUUUAGGUAUUGCUUUAUUGCAUCAUCAACAUGAUCAUCAUAGCAUCUAGUGGGGGGAUAUCUUAGCGAAGGUUGCUAUUUUAUAGGGUUUGCACUUAUUCGAUUCUCAUGUAUAUUCAAUAUUUGAUACAUAGGUAUUUAUAUAAAAAUCUACGUGGUCUGAUGAUAUUCGCUGGUAUUCCAUAAUUCAUCUUUUUUUCCCUCGUCUUUAUGACAUGAGUUUAUAAUACCAGCUGUUUUGCUUAACUCGGAAAUUCGUAGUUAUGUUUACGCCAUAUGAAUUAUAAAUUGCAAAGGAAUCC